Molecule: messenger RNA, 1109 nt
Organism: Ziziphus jujuba (common jujube)
Lineage: Eukaryota; Viridiplantae; Streptophyta; Magnoliopsida; Rosales; Rhamnaceae
Product: 23 kDa jasmonate-induced protein
Exons: 2
Coding region: 82-768 (228 amino acids)
Source: RefSeq, a predicted model, not a curated record
UAUAUAUAGUGUGGCAUAGGCAAUAAACAAAAUCAUCAUCAACCUUUGGUAAAAAUUAGCGGUAGCUCUAGUCUCUAAGAUAUGGGAGACGGUGUGUUUGGCAACCCCAUUACUGACAUAACUUUAGAGGGACUGCCUGAGUAUGAGGGGAAAGACAUAAUUGUAGGGGGAUUGCCUGAGUAUGAGGGGAAAAAAAUACGAAACAUAGACAGAGCUCGAGUGGCUAUGCGUUGGAAAAAUGCUGAGAGAAAGGAUUUCAAUGCUCUCCAGUAUGUGCAGAAUCUCAAGGAAAAUUGCGAGGAUAAUGUCGCGACGCUUUGCCUUAUCUACAAUGCCACUGGAGACGUUGUAGAAUAUGCUGCCCACUAUGACCAGCUUGGACACCUUGGAGCUGCUCCAUACCCAUCUAUAAUCGAAAACGGACAAUGGGGUGCCUUUCUGCAUCGCAAAGUUACCGACGGAUAUUACUCAGGCUCCGUUGGAGGUGUUGUGUAUCGCGGCAAGAACGGAGAUGAUGCUGAUUGUGAUUGGUUGGUGGCAUGGAACAACCCUACCGAUAAAAAUAAAUGGGUAAACAGGGCAUAUACAGAGGUUCGUGAAAUAAACCACUUUAACGGUAUUUGGAAUGCGAUACAUGGUCGUAUGGAUGCCUCCGGCGUUCAUUCCAAAAGCGAGUCGCAUGGAUGCUUGUCAUAUGCCUCGAUUGGUAGUGACAGGUUUGCCAUAUUCAGGGCAAUACUCACUCUGCAAAAUGUAUUUCAGAAAUAGUACUACUUAACUAGCUACCUACUGCAAUUUAUAUAUAUUGCAGCAACCAUGUAAGAAGAAUCCAUAAAAUAUUGCUUUAUAAGUACAUGUAUGUUGUGUGGAAUAUUGCCAUUAUCAUAUGGCAAUGUAAUGUGUGUCUAGCUAUCUUUGAAUUUAGGGUGGAUAUUUACUGCAAUUUAUAUAUAGUGCAGCAACCAUGUAAGAAGAAUCCAUAAAAUAUUGCUAUAUAUGUAUAAGUCUCUGGUGUGGACUAAUGCCAUUAUCAUAUGGCAUUGUAACGUGUGUCUAGCUCUCUUUGAAUUUAGUGUGGAUAUUCAAUAAACUAUUACGAAUUAAUAGCA